GCAGCGUGGGCCCGCCUGGCAUCAUUUUCUGCAGUUUCUCAUUCUAAUUAAGGCACUGAUGAUUUGCUGGUAAGGCACUGGUGAGGGCUUGAAGGGACCCAAUCCCCGGUGCCUGGCCCCUCACUGCUUGCAAAGCAGCAUCCUGGCCACUGGGGCAGUAGCCUCUGUUCAGCAGUGCUCACCAUAGGCCCAGGUUCAAGCUCUUCCGCGGGCGCCAAGAUGAGUUGUGGCACCCCUGAUUUAUUGAUGAGUUAACAGAGCUUCGAGAUGUUCAUCCUGGGUAACCAACUAGCAGUCCUCGGCAGAGCUGAAAUCAAAGCUACCCUUUGAAACCCCCGCCACCCUGGCUGCCUGUCCCUUCCUGAAGGCCAAUUUCUUUUUUUUACUAGCCGUCUCUCUGGUCUGUCCUUCUCGCCCUCCAGGAGAUCUGGGGCCCCAACCACAUCUUGUCGCGCCAGGGCUGGAAGGGAGUUUGGCACAGGGCAUGGACUGUGUAAAGGAGCGCUGUGUUGGCUGGAACCUUCCUGCGUCUGGUACCAGACCUUCAGCUGGGGGAAAGGUGGAAGGUGCCCUCCCGCAGGGCCUAAGGUCAACAGGAGGCCUCACGGGAGUUCCAGUGACUUCUACAGGUGCCUUGUAGAAGGUGCGUCCACCCUCCUCAUCUUCCACAGACGCCUUUCCUGGACCAGCUCCCUGUCCAUUGCCACACAAAAGCUACCAAAAGAGCACAAGCACUCCAGAUCAGCAGCCCUGCCCGACCCCCGCCUCCCGCAGAAAGCCCACCCGUUCCUAGACACGUCCCACGGAAGCACAGGGCAUAGCGCAAGGCCACAGUCCCACCAGCCCCAAAGCGGCCGCUUCCACGGAACAGUCCUGAGGCCGGGCCUGGCCACCCUGCGCGCGAAUGAGCCGCGUGCCUGGCGCGCAGCGGCAGCCGAGGAAGCAGCAGCGCCCCCUCGUCCGAGCCGCGGCGCGCUCGUCCUCCCAGCCCGGCCCGCUCCUAGCAACGCGGGGCGUCCCCAACGACAAAGACCGGGGCCGGCGCGCGGGACUCUGCGUGAGACGAGCGCCGGGGCUCCCGGAGCGGGUGAGGCAACCUCCGGGAGUGGGGACACCCAGCCCCGGUCUCCCUUAUCGGGGCCCCCUCAGGCCAGCUGGGCCCGGGAUCCCCUCUAGCGUCCUCUGCCCACACUGGCCCGAAGCCCACAGGCGGCCAUUGCCUGGGUUGCGUUUUCCGUGGCGGGGAAGCGCCGGUCCGUACCCACGAGAGACCCCAAGCCCUCCACGCGAGGACGCCCCGCGCCUCCUCCCCACCACAGUCACUGUCUGCAAACCGUCUGGCCCGGGGCUGGGGAUCCGAGUGAGGCGAGGGGAGGGACUAUGGGAAGAAGAGGGGGAAAGUGGGGCAUCCGUAGGGCAUGGAGGACAGCGGUCCCAAGCCCUGGGGCCCCAGGCUUCUCCCAAAGGCCGCCCGUUCCCAUCACCCGAGGGCUGUAAUCCCUCCCGCCCUCCCGCGGGUCCGGAAGCUUCCUCAUCUCCCUACCUCCCACUGCACUGCCGGUUUCCCUGGGUUACCAAGGAGAAGCCAGCGCCUCUACACCCCCAGGUAGGAUGGGGGAGGGACUCCUGGCCUUUGGAGCUGAGCUUCCCUGCUGGGGUGCCUGAGCUGAAGGUAGGGAGGAGGGGUGGGAGCAGACCCGCUGGAGUCCCUUUUGAGACAACAGACCUGAGUGGUCAGGAGUUGGGAGGAGGCUAGCCCAGGGGCUGUGGUAAGUGACCUGGCGGUUUCACCCAGCCCAAGUCCAAGCACGCAGGCCGAGGCUCAGUUGGAGAAAGUUUUUUGCCCUUCCACAAGUGGAAUUCCCAACUUGGGAGUGACUUACCCCAAAGUAAGACAUGGUGGGCAUGAAGGAUGUGGAGGUGGGUGUAGACAAAAGCCCAGAGCCCUGAGAACAGAGGAGGGCUCUCCUGAAGGGAUCUGGGGUGGGAGCGGCUGAGAAGGCAGUCAGAGCAGUGGGUGCAAAGCCAGCUCCUGGGGAAGUGUCCCAGGCACAGAGGCGCUCUCUGCCCAAAGAGGGCUGGGUGUCUCCACUUCUCCGCUAAGAGGAAGGGAGGAGGGGACAGUUGAGGACCAGAACUGUGAUGCACAAGAAGAUCCCUCCCUGUUUCAAGGACCUGCCAGUCUGAGAAGCUUCUUGUCAUAAGGCCAUCCAGGGGCCACCCGCCCCUAUAUUGCCAGCCUCCAGCAUGCAGGAUACUGUAACAACAUCAGCAUUGUUGGACCCCAGCCACUCCUCAGUCUCCACCCAGGACAAGUCCUCCACUGGAGGACACACUUCAAGCACAGGCCCACAGCUCUCAAAGCCUUCAGUCACACCAGUCCCUGCAAAGUCCAGGAACCCACAUCCUGGGGCCAAUUUCCGUCGCAUGCGCCGGAUCAUUGCUGAGGAUCCUGAGUGGUCACUGGCCAUCGUGCCCCUCCUCACAGAGCUCUGCAUUCAGCACAUUAUCAGGAACUUCCACAAAAACCCUAUCCUGAAGCAGAUGCUCCCGGAACACCAGCAGAGGGUCCUGAACCACCUGCCCCCUGACCUACCACUGGCUGUGACCGCCAACCUGAUAGACAGUGAGAACUACUGGCUCCGCUGCUGCAUGCAUCGCUGGCCCGUGUGCCACGUGGCCCACCAUGGCGGCAGCUGGAAACGCAUGUUCUUCGAGCGGUACCUGGAGAACCUGCUAAAGCACUUUAUCCCAGGCACCACAGACCCUGCGGUGAUCCUCGACCUGCUGCCGCUCUGCCGGAAUUACGUGCGCAGGGUCCACGUCGAUCAGUUCCUUCCGCCGGUGCAGCUCCCGGCCCAGCUCCGGCCGGGCGACCAGUCCGACUCAGGCAGCGAGGGAGAGAUGGAGGAGCCCACCGUUGACCACUACCAACUGGGCGAUCUGGUAGCUGGCCUGAGCCACCUGGAGGAGCUGGACCUGGUGUACGAUGUCAAGGACUGCGGCAUGAAUUUCGAGUGGAAUCUCUUCCUCUUCACCUACCGCGACUGCCACUCCUUGGCAGCCGCCAUCAAGGCAUGCCACACCCUCAAGAUCUUCAAGCUGACCCGAAGCAAGGUGGAUGAUGACAAGGCACGCAUCAUAAUUCGAAGCCUUCUGGACCACCCAGUCCUCGAGGAGCUGGACUUGUCACAAAACCUCAUUGGGGACCGUGGUGCACGAGGUGCCGCCAAGCUGCUGAGCCACAGCCGCCUGCGUGUGCUAAACCUGGCUAACAACCAGGUGCGUGCGCCCGGUGCCCAGUCCCUGGCUCACGCUCUGGCACACAACACCAACCUCAUUUCCCUCAACCUACGUCUCAACUGCAUCGAGGAUGAGGGUGGCCAGGCUCUUGCCCAUGCCUUGCAGACCAACAAGUGCCUCACCACGCUGCAUCUUGGUGGCAAUGAGCUGUCUGAGCCCACCGCCACACUCCUGUCACAGGUGCUCGCCAUCAACACCACACUCACCAGCAUCAACCUGUCCUGCAACCACAUCGGGCUGGAUGGUGGGAAGCAGCUCCUGGAAGGCAUGUCAGACAACAAGACCCUCCUGGAAUUUGACUUGCGCCUGUCAGAUGUGGCCCAGGAAAGCGAGUACCUCAUUGGCCAGGCCCUCUACGCAAACCGAGAAGCAGCCCGCCAGCGGGCCUUGAAUCCCAGCCACUUCAUGUCAACCAUCACUACCAAUGGCCCUGAGAACUCUGUGGGAUAAAAUGACCUGACUUGGAUCAUGGCCCCAGCCCCAUCCCUCAUUUCAUACCCCUGCCAUGCCUGCUUGCAGAGUAUCACACUGGUUCAGAGGGAGCUGGAGAGGGACCGUGAAUAACCUUGGAGUGAUCAAGGGUUGUAUGGAUGGAGACAUGAGGCAGGGAAGGGAGCCUGGCAUUGGGGAAGAAAGGGUAUGCAGUAGGGACCCAGCCUUUGUGCCCAGGGAAAGGAUAUUACUGGGCACUCACAAAUGACCAACUUCUUUCAGGAAUAGGGAAGUCAGAGAGGUGUCUGAGGGACUGUACCUGCCAGAUUCUCCCAUGGGAGCUGCCUGCCUCCCUGACUCCCCACCAUUUUCUUCCCUACCAAACAGAUCCUUGAUCUUCAAACACACACACACACACACACACACACACACACGCCCUCUGGCUACAGCAGAGCUAUGCCUGGCUCUCUCUGCCACCCUCAUCCCUGUAGAUGCAUUUCCCUGUUGCUUGACUCUGCUUCAAGUGAUCCAGUUCUACAGGCCACGCCAUCCCCUAGUUCCCCAACUCCCAACCUGGGAAGGGGACAACGAGCUGACACCAGGGGCUCAGACCCAGUGGACUCUUCUGGGGAGGCAGCUGUAGAUGACGACUUCCAGGGAAGGAUGACACAAUCCCUGCCACCCACCCCAGAGAGCUUCCCUGGGAGGGAGGGAAAGAGGUACCACACUGGGACAGGAAGUCAGUGAGUCAUCCACGACUUUAUUAUCCACCAGUUUGAUUUGUACAAUCUUUGCGCUUAAAUCCACGACAAAAAGGCCACAGUGUGAUGCACCCAAUUGACAGAGACCUGUCUUCUCCCCAGCCAGGCCCAGCCCACCCCACAAGCCCUUGUCCCCAGGACACAUGGAGCCUUCCAGGUGCCCUCCAUGAGUCCCAAUCACUCUGUAGCUGUCCACCCUGGGGCCACACCUACAGGAAUCACAUCAGCCCCCAGGGCCACAAGAGACCUAGCUGACCGAUUCAGGUUGAGCGCCAUUGCCCAUCCUCCUCGGGCUGAUUGAUUGGCCCAGAGCCUCCAGAACUGUGUCCCCAAAGGGCAGGUCAUGGGCUACAACCCCAGUCCAGGAGUGCCUGCUCUCCAGGGACUCCUUCCGCUAAGCAGGCACUGAGCAGAGCACCAAAGGGGGCUUGGGAGUGACUGCAUGUGUGUGCCUGUCCAGGCAACCUAGAGUCUGUCUGUGCCUGACACCCUCUGACAGUUCCGGAGUGCAAACGUGUAGGUGUGAGGGUGUGUGUGUGUGUGUGUAUAGCCACAGCUGCUAGCAGAGGUUCUAAUUAGAGAAACAAGAACAUUCAGUGUAAGUUUAAUUUUAGAGAUUAAUUAAUUUUCUGGUUUUCAUUUUCCCUGGCAAUCAGUAAAGCUACCAAGAAAAUAGACC
Pongo pygmaeus (Bornean orangutan) is the source of this 5175-nucleotide messenger RNA. RefSeq names its product dynein regulatory complex subunit 5 (gene DRC5). Lineage: Eukaryota; Metazoa; Chordata; Mammalia; Primates; Hominidae. The coding region runs from base 2248 to 3753 and encodes 501 amino acids. Gene Ontology annotation, molecular function: protein binding. The record is from RefSeq and is a predicted model, not a curated record. Gene Ontology annotation, biological process: microtubule-based movement. The transcript has 5 exons.